GUUUUUCCUGCUAUCAACUGUGUUUUAUUUAAUCUAUUACGGACUGCAUAUACCAUAAACGUGAAAGUACAAGCUAUUCGUGAUACUUCCGAUGUAAUAAAAAAAAAACAUUUUUUAAUAAUGUAGUGCCAGGACUUAUUAUUCAAACUUUCUCUUGUUAUAAAUACGUUUUAAAAUAUUAUUAAUAGUAUAAUAAUAUGAAUGCACAAUAAUUGUUGUAUUUGCGAUAGCAUUGUUCUUACAAGAAAGUAAAAUCCAGGAAAGUGUCAGGAUCAGGAAAACUUUAUUAGCAUGGUUGUUAAAAAGUCUAAUAUUGCCAAAGCAUAUAAAGUACAAUUUAAUAGACAACGCAGAAAAUUAUUUCCUUGCUCACGUCACCUUGUUUAAUGAAAUAAACUUUAAUUCUUUAUUCAUAACGAUUUCGCCAAACAAGCCAAAGUAUCCUUUGUUGCAGCUUAUUUAUAUUUUCCACUAACUGUAUCACAGAUAAAAUCUGGCUGGAUCUCCCUUCUACAUUUACAAAGAGUCUGCGCAUGCGCGCGCUGCCACGACAAGCCGUGUUGUGCGUCUCUAUGGCAACAGCUGUUACAUGCUACUUUGAAGCUGAGGCCAGCAGAGGAUUAGAGCGACCUGCUCUCUAAUGUACAGGUGCGCGCAGAGACCAGAUCUCUAGAAUAUAUAGGCCGGCUAAUGAAUUAUCAUUCAUUAUUUUUGCACCUACCGCGAGGCAAGACCAUACAAGUUUUGAAGUAAGAAAGUGAAGAGACAAUGAGUGAUUCUGCAGUCCAGAGCACUCCGGAUGAGUAUGAGGAUGACUUUGAGAAAGACCUGGACUGGCUUAUCAGUGAGGAGAGCAAGAGUGAGGAACAGGAUCCUGAUGAUGAUGACAUUGAAGCUCAGAUAGACAAAGAGCUUGAAGAAGAUGAUCUUAAAGAAGACAGAAAGAAGGAUGUGCACAAACACAAGGAAAUGGCUGAUGAAGAAGCGGAUGAAAGAUGGCCAACGCCCAUGGAGCCAUUAGAGGGUGCGUUAGAUCCUGACGAUCUUGUAACCUCUCCGCAUUUACAGAACGACGAAGACCUCGAUGAAGAAAAGAAAUAUAUUUUGGAUAAGAUUCAGGAAGCUAACAAACAACUCCAGGACCAGGAUCCUCCAGACCAGAGCCGGCGCAGACGCCUGCAGUUUAAAGACACUCUGGUUGACCUGGUGGUGCCUGCGCAAGAGUUUGACGCUCAAGAGAGCAACGGCACCUCCUAUAGGGACUUAGAGGAAGAUCAAGAGGUAUCCGGACAAAUGCAGAGACUGAAGAUCUCUCCGAGAGAAGAGAGCACAACUGGAGAGCCUGUGGAUGAACAUAAUGAGGGAGCGAAGGAAGGACGGGUUUUGGUUGAAAAAGAUGGAAAGUUUGAUCUGGUGAGUCUAAAGGAAGUGGAAAGUCAAGGAUUGCUUCCUCCCUUGCCGGUUUCUCACAGUGAGAAUCAGCGAGCAUCUUCACAUCAAAGUGAGUCUGGCAUCCAUCUCAGCAAAAGUCCGGUCUCCUCACCGAGACAAAAUUCGACCACACCUUUUCCCCCAGGCGUUGAGUCUCUAUACAUUCCCAAACCUCCACCGAAGCAUCGAAAUAGGCCUAGUUCUGCCCGACCGUCCCAAAGGGGAACAUGGGUUCAGGGUAACAAGCGAAGGGUCCAGUCUGCAAAUGGAGCUCCUUCACAUGCCACUUUCACUCUGUCACCACAGCAGAAAGAAUUACUGGCCAAACUUCAGCAGCGGAGAGAGAGGCAAGCGAAAGAGGAUGAGCUGAAGAAAAAAGAGGAAGAGGAACAGAAGCGUCAGGAAAAUGAGAUAGCCUUCCGAUCGUGGCUUAUGAGGAAGAGAGAUCAGCUGCAGGAGGAAAGGAGAGUACAGAAAGCCCAGGAAAUGGAAAGGAUGAACUGCAGGAGGGACUGUGGUGACCCAGAGGAGGCCUUUAAAAGUUGGCUCCAGAAGAAACAGGAACAGCAGUUCAAAGACAAGCAGAUCGAGGAGAUGAAGAGAUUGGAAAAAGAGAGCGGCUUUUGCUUCCACAGCCGAGAGGAGAGCGAGAAGGCCUUCAGACAGUGGCUGAAACGAAAGCGUACAGAGAAAAGAGCAGAACAACAAGCGGCUCGAGAGCGCUCGCGCAGACUCAUGCUGGAAGAGCGCAGAGCAAGACGCAUGCAUGACCUCCACUGCACUGUUAAUGAGAUCAAACCCUUCCGAUUCAGUGACCCCUAUGGAUACCGCUACUGAUCAACUCAUAACAUGCACAUGUGCCGGUUGUGACAAUCAGGAUCUGAACUGAAGGUCCUCCAGUUCAGCAAUCACUGUGGUUACUGCUUCAAGUGUCACCCAUUCAUCUGUAUCUAUGGUUACAGUUCUAUUGAACUUCUCAAAGUUCUGUUGUCUCAUCUCCAUGAUACAGUGGAUGAAAGAACUUGUGGUUAGGAACACAAACAGGAGCUCUCUUUUAUUAAUUUUCCAUUCAUCCUUUUUUAAUAUACAGAGAUCAAACAGGUGCUUGAGUGGAUAUCCCUGUUCCAACAGCUUUAGGCACUUAAAAUAAUGAAUACGCCAAGAUGAUUUAAUGGAGUUUUGCGUAACUGCUGAAUCACGAGAUAUUCUCAUUUUUUGUUUAGCUGGCUAUCCUGUAGAUGUGCCACAUGUCCACUGCGGGCAGUCUGCAGGAACAAUAUUAAUUCAGCAGUUCAGACCCAAAGCUUCAGAUCAAUGAUCUAUAUGUGGGCAGGUGACAUAAAAUGCUUUGGAAAAUGUUUUAACUUUAUCCAAAACUUUAUUUUGCAGGCAUUAUAAAUAGUUAGUCCUGGUCUGAUGUGCAUCAUCCUAUGUUUGUGAAGCCUUUAUUUCUAUUUUGAUAUUACUUAAGGUAAAUAUUUCACAUAUUUACAGAAAUCAAGACAUUUCAAAAUUAAAAUAGUUUUGCACAUUAUCAUUAAUCACACAACAAUCUCAAAACCCUCCUCAAAAUAAAUAAAUAAAUAUUUAAAAAAAUAAAAAGAAACAAAAAAAGUCUUAAAACGUUAUUGUACGCUACCAUUCACAAAGUCUCUUAUGCUCACCAAAGCUGCAUUUAUUUGAUUAA
Molecule: messenger RNA, 3118 nt
Organism: Labeo rohita (rohu)
Lineage: Eukaryota; Metazoa; Chordata; Actinopteri; Cypriniformes; Cyprinidae
Gene: ccdc181
Product: coiled-coil domain containing 181
Exons: 6
Coding region: 769-2268 (499 amino acids)
Molecular function (GO): microtubule binding
Source: RefSeq, a predicted model, not a curated record